Molecule: messenger RNA, 3435 nt
Organism: Diceros bicornis minor
Lineage: Eukaryota; Metazoa; Chordata; Mammalia; Perissodactyla; Rhinocerotidae
Gene: EIF4E2
Product: eukaryotic translation initiation factor 4E family member 2
Exons: 8
Coding region: 81-791 (236 amino acids)
Biological process (GO): translational initiation
Cellular component (GO): cytoplasm; eukaryotic translation initiation factor 4F complex
Molecular function (GO): translation initiation factor activity; RNA 7-methylguanosine cap binding
Source: RefSeq, a predicted model, not a curated record
AAGUGGCCGGGCCCUAGGCGGAGGGACCCAGCGGAGCGGAAGUCACUCCGUGAGGCAGUGGCGACGGCGGCGGCGAGAGGAUGAACAACAAGUUCGACGCAUUGAAAGAUGAUGACAGUGGGGACCAUGAUCAGAAUGAAGAAAACAGCACACAGAAAGAUGGUGAGAAGGAAAAAACGGAACGAGACAAGAGUCAGGGCAGCAGCAAGAGGAAGGCUGUUGUCCCUGGACCAGCAGAGCAUCCCCUGCAGUACAACUACACUUUUUGGUACUCCAGGAGAACCCCCGGCCGUCCCACCAGCUCACAGAGCUACGAACAGAAUAUCAAACAGAUCGGCACCUUUGCCUCUGUGGAGCAGUUCUGGAGGUUUUACAGCCACAUGGUACGUCCCGGGGACCUGACAGGCCACAGUGACUUCCAUCUCUUCAAAGAAGGAAUUAAACCCAUGUGGGAGGAUGAUGCAAAUAAAAAUGGUGGCAAGUGGAUUAUUCGGCUGCGGAAGGGCUUGGCAUCCCGUUGCUGGGAGAAUCUCAUCCUGGCCAUGCUGGGGGAACAGUUCAUGGUUGGGGAGGAGAUCUGUGGGGCUGUGGUCUCUGUCCGGUUUCAGGAGGACAUUAUUUCAAUAUGGAAUAAGACUGCCAGCGACCAAGCAACCACAGCCCGAAUCCGGGAUACACUUCGGCGAGUGCUUAACCUACCUCCCAACACCAUUAUGGAAUACAAAACCCACACCGACAGCAUCAAGGCCUGGGAGGAGUUUCAUGGCCUGGUGAACAGCAGCGGCCGCUGAUCGGACGCUCCCCCUCUGUCUCUCACACUCAGGGGACAAUUCAAGCUUUCGAAAUACAAAAAUCACAUUGUGAAAGUACACAAGCUGGCAAUAAUCCUUUUCUGUAUGUGUGUGUUUGUCCAAAACGGAUGGGAGGUCUCCAGCUGGUCCUUCCAUCUGCUCACUGAAGGGACGUCCCUGAGCCCUGUGCUCCCCUUUUGCACUCAUUCCUGGAGGACGGAUUCCGCUAGACACCCUCCAGCAUCGCUGACUUUAUAAAGCGGAAAAACGGAAAACGUGACUUUGUGAUAGACAUACUUUUUUUUAAUGGGAUUCUGUUGGGGGAGUUCAGCCUUUUGUUUUGCUGUGUGCUGUCCAGAUGCCUCUCGGGCAUUCUGUGUGCCCUUCUCUGCUGUACGAAAGGCAUUGUGACCACGUGUACCAGCCAGAGCUGUCAACUGAGUUAUCAGUAUUAUGAAUGUGCAUCCAGGAAAAGCUUUUUGUUGGCGAGUCCCGGAAUAGCUAUAAAUGCUCUCUUCUAGCUCUGCCAUUAAAUUAUUGGGACCUUUUGUUUAUUUCUCUCCCCUCUUCCCCAGGCCCACCACUUUCUGAAACUGUGUUACUGAUUUUGUAUAGUCUCCUGCCUUAUGCCCUGCAGUCUUGCUUCCUGUGGGACUCUUUCCUUCUUAGGCACUGCUGCACUUAGAAUUUUAUUUUAAUCCAGUGGGCCGCACUGGUUUCCCUGAGGUGGCUUAGAAGGGAUGCCUCGGUAAACUAAACUGAAGCAGAAUCCAGUUUGGUUAGGGGCUAGAUUAUAAUAGAGGUUCCAAGUGCAGGAUUUGGAGCUGAGGGCAGUGUCUGAAACCAUUUUCCCAGAUGAGUAGGGCCUGCGUGUCCAGCCUGUUUCUGUGGGUUCUUGCGUGCCCCUCAGUAAGGAAGGGAAGCAAGAGCUGGUUGUUGCCAGGUAUUAACACUUAAUAUGGUAAAUUCUAUGAUCCUGAAACUGGGACAUCUGUAGAAAAGGUGACUGUGAUGGAUGGCUUUCUUUGCAUGACUGUGCCUGUCUGCAGUGGUUGGAGAAGCUGCCUUUAGUCCUCAUCACUGGGUAUAUAUGUUAGGAAAUGUGUGCUGGUCCAGGAGGCCCAGACAGAAACCUCUCGCAGGCCCCUGCAGGCACGCUUUAAAAUGACCAGUCACGCAUCAGAGAAGCCGGGUGAUCUGACUGCAGAAGGGCUGAAGUCAGGCUGGUCCAAAGGGCACCCAGAGUUGAAACAAGUCUGAGUAUGAGCCCUACAGCAACUCCAAGGAGCACUGUCUUACUUGGCUCUCGUGAGCAGAGAUCGCAGUACCUUAAAUUAAGGCCUCUCCUGAAACCUCUCCUUGAAGAUCGGGAGCUGUAGCCACCUGGUCUCAGAGAAAUCGUAGAGAGUGACAGGCAUUUCCUUACUGUGUUUAUAUUACUCUCUUCCUCUUUCCAACUCCUACACACCAUAUAAGCACCACUGUCUUGGGAUGCUUUUUCCUACAAGAAUGGGGGAGGACAGGGGCCAGAAGAGAGGUGCUUCCAUUACAGAGGAACUUAGAGCGGAGCAGAAGAUCUAACAGUGGUUUAAACUCCAGGAAUACGAAGAAUGAGUUCCAGUGCCCAGACAGUUGUGAAGGGCUCCGGCAAGUCCAGGAGCAUCGUGGGCUCCAGUGGGAGCAGAGGCUGCCUCCUGAGAUGUGCUCAGACCCCAGCGAGCUCUUCAUUUUGCCCAAACUCAAGAUUUGCCAUGAAAAUUCCAAAGAGAGCAGACAUUUGGAUUUGCCCUCCUUUGGGCCUCUUCCUGAUAUGUGUGUGUGUGUGUGUGUGCGCGCGUGCGCGCACGCGCAUGUAAUGUGUUCAUAAGUGAGGGGUUUGUCAGGCCGAGUGCUUAGGUGUAUUGUCCAUAUUCAUGUUUUUGCUUUUUUUUGGUCUUAUUUGUUCCGAUUUUUUAAUCUCCUAUGUUUUCUAGAGCUGCUCUUUGUCACUGCAGUAUUGGAAAGUUAUAUUUUUCCCAUCAAAAAUAUGCUGACCCUCUGCUGGUUAGAACAAGAGUUGUUUCUGUUAGGCAGCGUCUUCCCCCACAAGCUCUCCCGAUAUUGUGCCUGACAGCCUUAAAGGGGAGAUGGACGAGUCAGUUUAUCCAAACCACCCAUCUUCCAGACUAGCUUGAGAGGCCUGCUCAUUUCUUUUUGACUCCAUGGACCCCUGCUCCACUGAGCUGUGACACAGUUAUGGUUAUGACGUCACCUGUUCUAGAGACAAAAGGGAAGAAGGUGCACCAGGGCCAACCUAACAAACGUGAAGUGCUGUGGGAGAUGGAAUCACUUUCUACUUUGCACAGACGAGCUGUUUUCCCAUGGCCCCUCUGCUGAAUUUUCCAUGAGAAAUUGGCCCCUGCCCCUCUCCAGUGCUCUUCUCAUUUUAUCCUUCUAUUUGUGUGUGUGUGCACGUGUGUGUUCCCUUUGACAUUGGCAGUGGCAGUAGUUUUCCACCCAGAGAGAAGCUUGUGGUCCACGGUGCUCCAAGAAUUAAUUUCCGAGUAUUUGCCGGUGGAGGAGCAGAGGCUGAGACAAGAGUGAUUUAGUGAUGCACUUUCAGAGCAAUUGUCUACUGCAGUAAUAAAUGGAAACUCAGCAAGAA